AUGGACAUCGACGAUAGAGUAGCCGCUGCAAUGGAAGCACAAGCUGCAGGGUAUCAAUACCCUCCUUACCCGUACCGACGUUAUCCCGAACCCUAUCGUCAUACUCUUUCCAGAGAAGAAGACGUCAGCGCUCGAAGAGACCAAACGUUCCCACAGCCAGCGCCUGUAGGAGCUGGAGUUAGACCUCAAUGGCCACCUGCUGAAGCAGCUCAGGUCCAACCACCUGCGGGACGAAGUGAAGCUGAAAGACCAGAGGGUGGUGCUCGUCCAGAAUGGCAGCCUGCCGAAGCCGAUCGAGACAGAGUGCAGCCAGUCAGCCCACAUGUCCCCAGUCAUCGUUACCCCAGUGGAGCGGGUCAAGAGGUACCAGUGCGUCGCCCGGAGAGCGCUGAAACGACACCUGAGCCACAUACGACAAACCAGGUCCGCUUCCGUUAUGUUAAGCCGGCCGAUGUUGUUAGUGAUGGAUACGGUAGACUGUAUGAAGGACGUCCAGAGGCCAGACCUCACAGGCCUGUUGGAGAGGGAAUGGCCGAACACGGCCACCCUAGACCUCAUCACGAACAUCCACGCCCACAUCAUCCUCCUCAUCAUGUACCCCGAGAACAAUGGGAAGCGGAUCGUUCACGUCAAAUGGACCCUCGAGCUCAAGAAUAUCAACGACCCGAAGCAACAGCGGAGCAGAGAAGGGCUCAAUAUGAACAGAUUAUGAGAGCAGGAGAAGAGCUCAUCAUGAAAAGUACUUAA
Cooperia oncophora is the source of this 747-nucleotide messenger RNA. The record is from the annotation of a GenBank genome assembly. Lineage: Eukaryota; Metazoa; Nematoda; Chromadorea; Rhabditida; Trichostrongylidae.